ACAUCCGGAGGUGCUGGGUACUGCAUAAAGCCGCGGCCGCGGCAGUUUGCCUCCGACAGCAGAUCUGGGCUAUUCUCGGCUACAGGAGCGGCUGCUCCAAUGCCCCAGAGCGGCCAUGGGCGCCCCGCACUGGUGGGACCAGCUGCAGGCUGGUAGCUCGGAGGUGGACUGGUGCGAGGACAACUACACCAUCGUGCCUGCCAUCGCCGAGUUCUACAAUACGAUCAGCAACGUCUUGUUUUUCAUUUUACCGCCCAUCUGCAUGUGCUUGUUUCGUCAGUAUGCCACAUGCUUCAACAGUGGCAUCUAUUUAAUAUGGACUCUCCUAGUAGUAGUUGGAAUUGGAUCUGUCUAUUUCCAUGCAACCCUAAGUUUCCUGGGUCAGAUGCUCGAUGAGCUUGCAAUCCUUUGGGUUCUGAUGUGUGCUCUGGCCAUGUGGUUCCCCCGAAGGUAUCUGCCAAAGAUCUUUAGGAAUGACAGGGGCAGAUUCAAGGCGGUGGUCUGUGUCCUGUCUGUGGUUACAACAUGCCUGGCGUUUGUCAAGCCCGCCAUCAACAACAUCUCUCUGAUGACUCUGGGGGUUCCUUGUACUGCGCUGCUCAUCGCAGAGCUGAAGAGGUGUGACAAUGUACGUGUGUUUAAGCUGGGCCUCUUCUCGGGCCUGUGGUGGACCCUCGCCCUCUUCUGCUGGAUCAGUGACCGGGCCUUCUGUGAGCUGUUAUCAUCCUUCCACUUCCCCUAUCUGCACUGCGUGUGGCACAUCCUCAUCUGCCUUGCUGCCUAUCUGGGUUGCGUGUGCUUCGCCUACUUCGAUGCCGCCUCAGAGAUCCCUGAGCAAGGGCCGGUCAUCAAGUUCUGGCCCAGUGAGAAAUGGGCCUUCAUCGGCGUCCCCUAUGUGUCCCUCCUGUGUGCCAGCAAGAAGUCACCAGUCAAGAUCACGUGAUGUCAAGGCAGUGGCUGGCUUCUCUGCUUGUUUUCCUUCACACACUGGGCUUCGUUUGCUAGCGAGGGCAGCCAAGGGGGUUCUAAGAAUUGGUGUAGGGUGUAUCUUUUAAAAAUUCUGUUCCCUUGGGCUCUAACUAGUGUGUGUCUGGACUGCUAGGGUCCCACUGUGCCCCGGGAGAAGACGGAAAGCAGAGGGCAUAGGGACACUAGGUGAACUUUCUCAGCGUCACUUCCAGAUGCACUGGUGUGUUGGGCUUCAUUCUUCAUGGUGGUGGCAGAGCAGUCCCUUGGGGGAUCCAGGGCUACCCAGUGCUUCUUUCUGGAGAAAGCUGGCCUGCUCCAGACGCCACCCUCCCAGGCACUCUUGGAGUGGACUCUUGACAGACGGACUCUCCGACUCUCUAAUGAAAGGUGCCAGAGAUGUUCAUUUGGGGAAACUGUCUUUCAACCAAACCAAACAAAACACACACAGGGCUGUGGCUCCAGAGGCUAGUUUUUCACUUACACCUCUCAACUAACCCUGGUUGCACAUGUACUGUGAGUCCUUUUACUACUACCUCUGCUGAGAGAUGGAGACUUAACUUCAGAGAGGGUGAAGCUAAUGACUAACUCUCUAUGCCAAAAACUGCACUCCACUUUAAGCUGUUCUUGAAGAUGAGCACAACUUAUAAAUGUUGACAUCGUUUCUGCCCGCCUCCUCCAGCCCAGUGGCUUCAAAUACACAGAGAAGAAUAGCUAUGGUGUUAAGAUUCCAUACACAGCCCACCCUCCCUACCGUUUGAUUACCAAAAGGGCUCCAUGAAGUUUUUUCAAACUUUCUCAUUUAAAGUCUCCAGUAUACUAUACUGUUUUGGAAACUACCUUUAAAGGUCUCACCUCUGACUUUCUCGGAUAAAUCCUGUGGGAAUUAUGCUCCACACUCUCACAGUACAUGGUGCUUCCUGUGGUUUUAUCAGAGCAUUGGCUCACUUUUCUCAGAUAUUGGCAAUAAUCACACACUGAUUGGCUGGUGCAGGGGGGCAAAUCUUGCCUUCUGGGUUUUUCUUACCUGGCUGCAAUGAGUCACUGUGCUCCAAUGACACCAGGACUGUCUUCAGGGCAGCAGAUGGGCAUUACCAACCUCAGGGACUCUCAUUUUAACUCAGGCAUCCUCUGCUUUGUAACAUUCCUGGUUGGGAGAAGGCAGGACAGAUAGGCUAUUCUGUCCUUUUCCUAUGGGUAGGAGUCAUGUCACUGUGUUGAAGGUCUAAGUUUUGGGAGCAGCAGUGUUUGGCAUGUCUAGGAACUCUUCCUCUAGUUAAGAGUUUGCAUAGGAUUCAAAGUGAAAGGCCAAUAUGUAACUGAGUUCAGAGUUUAAAAAGAAUAAUUGUAUUCCACUUGGGUGGUUUUCAAAUUUUACAUGUAACUCACUGGAUUAUUUCCUGUUUCUUCCUGUAAUAAGAAAUAUUUAUGAAACGCAAUGCAUGAAAUAAAUUCUAUUUUAUGAACUUAAAUAUUAAGUUUAAAUUGAUAGCAUUUACCUAAUAACAUAUCCAGGCAGUGAAAAUACAAAUUAACAAAUUGGUGCUUUCCAAGGCAGAAAAAUCUUGUAUUGAAUGAAUGUACAUUUUAUUUUAUUAUAAUUUUAAAAUAUAUUUUAAAUCAUUUUAAAUUGAAUAUCUGCAGAACCCCUAAUGUGAUUCUCUAAAUCCUGCUGAUUGGUAGACUAGAACUGCUGUGAAGUCCUUUGGGUUUCAAGUCUAGAAUUUUAAAAAGAGAAAUAUCAGACCAUUCUCAUUUCAGGUUGACCUUACCAGGCAUGAAUUAUUGUCUCAUCUAUUUUACAGGAUAAAAAUUCUGUUAACUAGAGGGUUUGGCAUAUUUAAAGCCCAGGUGUCUUAGUAUGGAAUCCAGGAGCAGGAGAGGCAGAUUGUAAGAAAUGGUUCUUUUAGUAUAAGUUUAAUUUGUCCUGAAGGUUCCCUAGUAACAGGAGGAUUAUCCUAACAUUCAAGGAGAGACUAUUUAUCUUUACCAAAGAAAGGACAUAUUCCCUAGGGGCUCUGCCUACACUCCCACCUCCAGACCCUGGAAAUAGGGAUAACAUAUUACAUGGAUGGGUAUAUUUGAAUGGGCCUGUGAAAAAGAAAAUACAUACCCUGACUCACUGAGCUAUUUCUAUCCCUCUUCUACAAGAAAAAUGACUAAGUGAAGAUGUCAGGAGUGGUUUUGUUAUGAAAAGCAGUAUGCCCAUCUAGAGAUUGUUUCCAAAGAAAUGAGAACUAAGGGGGGGGGAGUAGAAUGGAGUAUAUUUGAGAGGACAAAACAUAACUCUACUUUUGAACAGAAAUCACUACAGCUUGCCAGCAUGGGAUGAUAAAGCAAGAGAGUAGAAAUAUCCUCAUUUAUAUUUCAGUUGAGUUUAGGACAUCAUUUGUAUUUAUAACAAAGCACUACAUGCUUUUUAAGGAAAAUUGGGCAACUACAGAAAAAUUGUAGAAGAAGAAAAUAACCCAUAUCUUUAUUGCCCAACCAAAACCAUUGUUAAUAUUUUGAUAUUUGAAUAGAUUUCCUUAUUUUCUUUCUGUCUGCUUUUCCCUGGUGUAGUUGUAAAUAGAUAUCGUUUAGCAUUGACGGUUUAUCCUGUAGCUUAAAUGGAAUGUGAGUGUCCAUCGUGUAUUUUUCAUGAAGAGCAGGUGUGGAAUACACCAGUUAGCUAAGCACUGGAAUGCCUGUCACUGGGUUCUAAGACUUUCCACUGGAUCUUCUGUUUUAAUCAAACCUGACAUGAAUGGGCCUAAGAGAUGAUGAACUGAAUUAUGUUUUUUUGAUGUACUUCCCCCACCUGAAUCCAUCGAUGUGUCAUAGAAAACAGCUGUUAACUAUGGAACUUCAUAGAUUUUGAUGUGUUCAGAUAUUUUUAAAAAUGAAUAGCUUAUUUCAUUAAUUGUUGUACAAUCAAGAGUCUCCAUCCCUCCCUCAGUCCAAUAGACCUCACAGAUAGGAGUUAGGUCAUGGUGAUAGUUACUCAGAAUGGCGAUCAGGUUUUGUUCUGGUUAGAAUUUAUCCUAGAUCUAUAUCCGGGAACUGGAUUUAGGAUAGAAAAACCCAUUAAUGUUAUCAAUUGAUCAUUUUGCCCUGUGAUUCUUAUUUUAUAGUUGUUUGAUUGGUCAUUGAUUAUUAGAAAAAGAAAUCUUUGCACCCCUCUAUGGUUAUGUUGUAAAGCAAGCACUUGAAUGAACCUAUUGAAGUUAUGUGGGGAUGAGAUGUCAGCAUGGGCUACAUUUUGGGGGAACUCUGUGCCUGUCCAGUGAAGAGUGCCUGAAACAUUAAUUAUGGAUCAAAGAUUCUCUUUGGCAACAAAGAUUCAUGGUCAUCCCAGCCAGGUUUUGUAGAAAUACUGCCACCUCUUCCGUUGAUUGGAUUUCUCAGGUGUGUGAAAACCUCUCUCUCCAGUUCCUCAGGCUUCCGUGAGCCAGGACCAUGUUGGGGGCUCUGGGACUGGGAUUUGGAACUUCCUUGGUUCUCUGUCUUUUGGGGCCAUGGAACCAUCUCUGGGGGACAGGUGAGGGCGAAACUUGUCCGGCCAGGGCCCCUUCCUCAGCUUCUUCUCCUCAGUUGAACUUGAGACCUUUGCUAUCCAGGCUAAUCCUGGUGCUGUAGUUUCAGCUGGUCAAAGAAUCUUCCUGGCAGGUUGGAAUUCUUAGUGGAUUUUAUAGACAUUAUUCUCCUAUAGACUUAAAAAUACGGUCCCCCCUUGAAAGGCUUCAGUGUUGUAUCUUUUCCUACAUGUUAAACCAGAUUUAGAGACUAUUUUAUAACUCCAAUAUGUAAUCAGAGAAAAUACAGUAUUUUCAGAUACAUCCCUUGUUUUCUACUUCAUAGAGGGUGUGCUGGGAGCGUGGCUUGCCUCCUGGCAGGGGAGCGUUUAAUCUCCAUUGCUUUGGGAGCGAUUUAAGGCUUUUUGAAAUGGAGCUUUUGCACUUUAGGCUCUUUUUGUGAACUGUCUCUGAUAAUGAUGUUUAAUAUUAAAGCUGUAAAUGGCAUUUUCUGUGAAUAAAUAUGUAUAUGUUUUUAUCUA
Molecule: messenger RNA, 5002 nt
Organism: Marmota monax (woodchuck)
Lineage: Eukaryota; Metazoa; Chordata; Mammalia; Rodentia; Sciuridae
Gene: Acer2
Product: alkaline ceramidase 2
Exons: 6
Coding region: 116-943 (275 amino acids)
Biological process (GO): ceramide metabolic process
Cellular component (GO): membrane
Molecular function (GO): hydrolase activity, acting on carbon-nitrogen (but not peptide) bonds, in linear amides
Source: RefSeq, a predicted model, not a curated record